Messenger RNA from Truncatella angustata, 1874 nucleotides. RefSeq names its product Alpha/Beta hydrolase protein. Bases 189 to 1835 code for a protein of 548 amino acids. The record is from RefSeq and is a predicted model, not a curated record. The transcript is spliced from 4 exons. Lineage: Eukaryota; Fungi; Ascomycota; Sordariomycetes; Amphisphaeriales; Sporocadaceae.
GACUUGGGAAUCCACGUGAUUUCACAAUAGUGAGACUCUAAUGUUAAUCAUUCGAGAUAAAAAAGGUAUCGUGUCUUCAUUCUUAAAGGCAUCAAUUAAGAGUCAAUCUAUCAUCGGUCUCUCUGACCUUCUUGUUCUCAACCCUCAAACCAUCCAGUUCUAAGACUACAGUUUGUAUAUUUUGCACGAUGUUGGCUAAAUGUUUCUUUAGCCUUGUAAUUUGCUCUGCGGCGUCCCAAAGCGCUGCUAUCUCGUCUUCUUUCAUCGAGAUGCCUAUAGUGGACCUUGGUUAUGAACUACACCAAGCACUCAGGUACAACGAGACGACUGACAUUUAUACUUUCUCUAAUAUUCGAUACGCGCGACAACCAAUCGGAGACUUGAGAUUCCGUGCACCUCUGCCUCCCUUAGAAAAUCGAACUGUGGUACAGAAUGGCACUGGUACUAGGGUAUGCCCCCAAGGUAUUCCAGAAUGGCAAGAAAAGGCAUCUCAGGCCAUUGCGCAAUUUUCAAAUUCGACAGUCCCUUUUAAUCUCACCAAAUGGGAAGAGACGCUCGGAAAAGCAAAUGCUGCCGGCGUAAACGUCAACGCCGUUUCGUCCGAGGAUUGUCUCUUCUUAGAUGUUCAUGUGCCUGGACAGUUCUUUAGAAAUCGUGGGAAAUCAUCAAAUUUUGAGGUUCCGGUUCUUGUCGAGAUUCAUGGUGGCGGCUACGUUCUGGGUUCAAAAACUGGAUAUCCGAAUGGGAACUUUGACCCAACCGGACUUUUACAGCAUGGUAAUGAAGGUUUCAUUUACGUAGCACUUAACUAUCGACUUGGGGCCCUUGGUUUCCUCGCUGGUCCGCUAGUCCAAGAGGAUGGAGCCUUGAACGCAGGUAUUCUCGACCAAAAGCUCGCGCUGGAAUGGGUGCAAAAGAACAUACACCUUUUCGGAGGGUCACCUAGGCGCGUUACUGUCAUUGGGGAGUCUGGAGGAGGGGGCUCCAUUCUCGUCCACUUGACCCAGGAGAAGGCCCCAUUUGCCCAAAUUAUCUCUCAGUCGCCGGCCAUUGUCCCCACCCUAUAUCAACCUCCAGAUACGUUCUCGGAAUUCAUGUCCAUCCUAAAUGUUUCUGGCCUUUCCGAAGCGAGGGAACUCUCCUCAGAUGUUAUUAUAGCUGCUAACGCAAAACAAAUCGGCGCAGCACCCGCCAACACUUACAUCUUCGGGCCGGUCCAAGAUGAUCGUACUCUCCCUGUCCCAGUACUGAGAGCUCUGAAUGAAAGACAGUUAGAUCAGGCCGUCAAUGUAAUGGUUUCGCAUAACUCGUUGGAAGGAGGCUUCUUCUUCGAUCCAAAUGUCAGAACUGAAGCCGAUUUCCAGUCAUGGCUCUUCAGAUCCAUCCCUGGCCUUAACAAUUCCCAAGUCGAUCAUCUCAUGAGAAGCCUCUAUCCGGCCGCCUUCGACGGCUCCUUCGGCUAUAUUGAUCAGGGGACCCGGCAAAUGUCCCUGUGGGGCGAGGCCGUUUUUGAUUGCAACUUUUUGUACAUGAACAAGGCAAAAGGUGGUAGUUCAUAUGCCUAUGAAUUUUCAAUCUCUCCAGGUUUGCACACACAGGACUUGCCUUAUACCUUCGCUGGGCCCGUCUUAUACCCGGAAGUCAGAGUCACAGUUCAGCAAGCAAUCGCCAACUUCGUUGUCAGCGGCGUGCCUGAGACAUUUAUUGACGGCAGCAUGAAGCCAUUCCCCCAAUGGGAUUCAACUAGUACUCUGGUCAAUCUAACAUCAACUGGGGCCAGAAUUAGUACGAGCCGUAUCAAUGAAACAAGAUGUGCUUGGUGGGCGGCUUUAUAAUUGUGUAAUGGUUCCAGCGCUAUGCUAUCAACUGGGCCA